Salmo salar (Atlantic salmon) is the source of this 2554-nucleotide messenger RNA. RefSeq names its product coenzyme Q3 methyltransferase (gene coq3). Gene Ontology annotation, molecular function: 3-demethylubiquinol 3-O-methyltransferase activity; polyprenyldihydroxybenzoate methyltransferase activity. Gene Ontology annotation, cellular component: mitochondrion. The record is from RefSeq and is a predicted model, not a curated record. Gene Ontology annotation, biological process: ubiquinone biosynthetic process. NCBI's taxonomy places the organism in Eukaryota, Metazoa, Chordata, Actinopteri, Salmoniformes, Salmonidae.
UUCUUGUUCUGAGAAAGGAAGGCUAUUCCAUGCGAGAAAUUGCCAAGAAACUGAAGAUCUCGUACAACGCUGUGUACUACUCCCUUCACAGAAGGCAGUGGACUUUUUAUGUCUAUGAUGGAAUAUACUCUACGAAAAGACAAGGAACUUGGCAAGGUUGUUUAGCACCAUAAACCCACAACGCCGCAUACACGUCACACAACAUUCCAAAUUAGAUCAUAGGGCUCAUGAGUGGAGUGUCCACAGCUGAUUCCACUUUCACAAAUGUGUUCAGUCAGCGCAGAAGAAGCAUGCUGCUCACUAGGAAAGUUCUACUAAUCCAACUGGCAUUUUGAGGGGAAAGAUUUUGGGGAGAAUGGAAUGAUCGAUUACUCAAGAAGUUCCACAGAGCAUCACAGAGGCUGCAACUUCUGAAAAGGAUUCGCUCCGCCUCCAAGACCACUGUGGACCCAAAUGAGGUGAAGAGGUUCCAGCUUCUCGCCGACAAGUGGUGGAACGAGCAGGGAGACUUCGCAGUCCUCCACUCAAUGAACGACCUCAGGGUGCCUUUCAUACGGGAUAAUCUGUUGAACGUACAUGGCGGGCGGCAGCCGGGGAAACCCCUGGCAGGGCUCAGAAUACUGGACGUAGGCUGUGGCGGGGGGCUGCUCACAGAGCCCUUGGGUAGACUGGGGGCAGAUGUGCUAGGCAUUGACCCGGUGGCAGACAGUAUUGGGACAGCGGAGGUACAUGCGUGGCAUGAUCCAGACCUGCGUGGCAAUGUGCGUUACCGUGCCAACACUCUGGAGGAGCUCUCUGAAAAGGGGGGGAAGGGAGCGGGGCAGUUUGAUGCGGUGGUGGCCUCUGAGGUGGUGGAACAUCUGGCUGACCUGGAAACCUUCGCACUCUGCUGCAACCAGGUGCUCAAGCCAGGAGGCUCCCUCUUCAUCACCACCAUCAACAAGACCAAGCUGUCGUACGCCCUGGCCAUCGUGGCAGCAGAGGCGCUACGCAUCGUGCCCAGCGGAAGCCAUGACUGGGAUAAGUUUGUCAGCCCCGUGGAGCUGGAGCGCCUGCUAGAGUCCAAUGGUUUCCAUGUGGAGUCUAUCCGAGGGAUGCUGUAUAACCCUUUGUCACGGGCCUGGAGCUGGACAGAGAGCACCAGCAUCAACUACGCCCUGCACGCGGUCAAACUCGAGGAGGAACCGGACCCCGACGAGGACGACCCCGACGACCCCACCGUGAUAGUUGCCCAAGCUAAGGCCAGACGCUGGUACAACUGACUUGACCAUGGAAGAGAGAGUGGCCGUAAGUGGUCAGCUGCAGCACAGAUCCUCUGAUCUCUGAAAGGAAAGGCAAUGGACCUAAAAAAAACAAACAAAGCUAUUGAAAGUUAUAGUUCAGUGCUUGAUACAAGUACAUUGUUUUCUUUCAGCCAGGCCAUGAUUGUUCUGAGUUCAAGCAUAAUGAGUCCCUCUGAAUUGUGGGAACUGUUUAAGCUUUCGAGGCUUGUCAUUGCCAUGUCAUAUGUUAUGGUAGAAGUGUUCAUCACCAUGGUUGACAUCUCAGGUCUCUGAUUUACUAUUGAGUGAGAUGUUCUUCAAGUAGUCACAAUGUGUCUGUUCAUCAAAAUCCAUCGUGUGGAUAUUGUUUGCCUUUACAUGCUUAUUAAUAUCCUCCAUUAGGAAAUGAAAUAGUUUCCUUUUAAGAUUCUCUGAUCUGAUGAUUAUUCCUCUCUAGUGUCAUUUCAACAUUGUGAAAAUAUAGUCCAUAUCAGUGAUGUGGUGUUCGUUGUAAGUCCUGUGCUGAAAUUCAGGAUCUCAGAGGGCUUUUUAUAUUAGAAAGUUCUUUAGAUUUUCUGUCCACAUAUUUCCUGCUAAUCCCUGAAAUAUGGGAGAGGGAGAUCAGGCUGCUUCUCUCUCUACUCUGUAGCCAUGGUGACUUUGAGAUUAUAAUUGGCUUCUUGCUGAACUAUUACAUAAGACCCAAACAAGCCUCAAACUAUUCUUCAAAACAGACACAAUCAUUGGCCGGAUGUUUCAAGAAGUACAGUCACAGUUGUGUGUUUCUGUCAUAUUUUUUCAUUUGUAUUUUUCCAUUUGCCCUUAUAUGUAGACAACCCCAGGACUAUGUGCUGGAAUGCAAAAAAAAAUAUGUUUUUCCUCAUGACACAUGUUAUUCUAGUCACAUGCCCCACUGGCUUCUAACAAAUUGCAUUUAAAAGCUGUCCAUUGUAUGCCCAAACUAUUGAUUAUGGGUCGAUGUAGGCUAUAGAACAGUCCAGGGAUGGUUUUCAGUCACAUACUUAAGCAGCAUAAGAUUGCUCUGCCAUAAAUUAAGCAGACCAGGGUUGAACAGGAUGAACAUGUAUACAAUUUGUCCAGUACACUCUAGUCUACCUCCAGUGACAUGAGCGCUCGCCCACGAAGCCGCUGGAGUGCGCACUCUUCUUGCAGAAUGGCUGUGCAGUAAGGAUUUUGGAUGUAUAAGCCUUAUUGUGUGUGUGUAUAUAUAUAUAUAUUGAAAGAAAAAGUGAAUCUGCAGGAAGCUAUAAUAAACUGAUCAUUGAAUACGA